AGUUUUUCUUGUUCCUAUAAAGAGCGCACACAUCCGGAGCGUCACCAGUAGCUGGUCUCACGAAUUUCGGUUCCGUUUGCGGUCGUCUCUUGUAGCCUACGUAACACAAACAUGUCUCAAGCGAGAGUUACGGAUUUUUUUACUCAAAGAAAGAAAACGGUGGGUAAACCCGCAAAAACAGCCACGCUGCACGCCACCAUCAAAGACGGCUCGUCCACCACUCACAAGGAGUUUGUCCGAGUUAUCGAUGAAGCUGCAAGUAUUCAUGAUGCUGGAUGCGUCGCGGGAAGCCCUGAUAAAGACUUCUUGACGCCGAGGACACCGAAGCGGAACUCGUCCGAAGCUCAGAUAGCUGAGCAGUCCACCGAAGCCUUUCAUUCAUCAGCCAAAACAAGAAGGCAAGCGACAAGGGUCAAAAAGGCAACUAUCAGCAAGAAAACAACACAGAAGUCUGUUAGAAAGAAGCUAGUUCUACAGGACGAGCCUCCCCGGGACCUUUGUAAAGUGGAUAUAGCCUCGCUCAAGUCUCGGAUUGGGAGGAUCAGACAUGCUGAUGACACUGCCGUUCCCACUUGUUCUGAUGAUGUAACCCCAGCUGUUCCCAUAACCACCACGCCCCUGUCAACUGACACAAGUCCCCUAAACGCCUCUGUAGCUCGAGCCAAAGACCUAGCAACCAAAGCUCUGAGAAGGAAGGAAGAGGGGUUUGUCAAGCAGGGGGAGACACCACCUCACGACAGCACCAGGCAGCCAGCGUAUCAGCGAUACCACACCCUCGCUCAGUCAGGCCCCCCCGGGCUCUCUUUGCCAUACCAGUACAAGGUUCUGGCUGAGAUGUUCAGGAGUAUGGACACUGUGGUCGCCAUGUUGUACAACCGCUGUGAGACUGCCACGUUCACUAAAGUCAAGCAGGGAGUUCAGGACAUGAUGCGCAGGCGCUUUGAAGAGAGCCACAUGGGGCAGAUAAAGACUGUGUUUCCUGAGGCAUAUACAUUCAAGCAGGAGAAGAACAUCCCAACCUUCAGCAGUGGUGUUCCCAAGACCAGCUACCAGCUCACCGUGGAGCCCCUUACUGAAUCUGAUCAAAAUGAAGCCCGACCCCUUCUGUCAGCUUUGCAUCUCCUGAAGAGACGGUCCAUCUUCCACCAGAACCUGGUUUCUAUUGUCAAGCAGCACCAUCAGGUCUUCUUGUCCUCCUUGGUUCCUCCAGUUUCUGUUCCAGAUGACAAGCUAAACCGCUGGCACCCACACUUUAAUGUGGACUCUGUACCAGCUGUCCAGCCCAGCUUGCUGCCCCAGGUCCCAGUUACAGAGAAGCUAAUUACAGCUCGGGAGGUUCUGGACAAGGCCCGUUCACUCUUAAGCCCCAAGAUGGAGAAAGCUCUGGUUACCUUAGCAUUAAACACAGGCGACACACCUGCAGAUGUGCUAGGGAGUUGUCCAAACCCAACAGAACCCCCCGUGGCCCAGGUCCCAGCUUCCCUGAAGGGAGUAUCCCAGACUCUUCUGGAACGGAUACGAGCAAAAGAGGCCCAGAAGCUGCAGGCAGCCAUGACCCGGAAUCCCGCUCAGGAGGAGCGUCUGCUGAUGAUGUCGAGGCUCGGCGAGCUUGCCCGGAUCCUGCGCAGUGUGUUUGUUGCAGAGAAAAAAGCAGCUUUAAUCAUGGAAGUGGUGUGCAACCGGAUGGUAGCGAGCUACAGAUCCUCUCUCAGCACAGGUGAAAUGGAGAAACACAUCCAUCUACUGGCUGAAGUGGCUGCGGAUUGGCUGACGAUUCAUCCAAUAAGGAAGGAUUUCUACCUGAAGCUGAACAAGAAAGUGGAGCUCAGCGUUGUUCUGGAAAAGCUCUCCCGCAGACUGAAGGAGGAGGAGGGGGUCUUAGACAUCCCCUAGAGCUGCAUGUUCUGAGCCUCCAUGUUUCCUUGAUUUUUAUAUAUUUGUUUUUUAAAAUUUUUUUUUUAUUUUUUGGCUGACUGACUCCUAGAGGAAUGGAAACUACGUAAUUGGAGACCAAGAUGGUUCUCCUGUGGUGUUGGAUCUGGUCUUCUGUUAGGGAUCUGUUUUUCACAAUGUGGAUUAUUGUAUUAAAAAAAUUGCAUUCAUGAUAA
Messenger RNA from Nothobranchius furzeri (turquoise killifish), 2108 nucleotides. It is a transcript of the gene cdt1, whose product is annotated as chromatin licensing and DNA replication factor 1. The record is from RefSeq and is a predicted model, not a curated record. Gene Ontology annotation, biological process: DNA replication checkpoint signaling; regulation of DNA-templated DNA replication initiation; DNA replication preinitiation complex assembly. Lineage: Eukaryota; Metazoa; Chordata; Actinopteri; Cyprinodontiformes; Nothobranchiidae. Gene Ontology annotation, cellular component: nucleus. Gene Ontology annotation, molecular function: DNA binding; DNA polymerase binding.